Messenger RNA from Camelus dromedarius (Arabian camel), 535 nucleotides. RefSeq names its product zinc finger protein 382-like. The transcript has 4 exons. Gene Ontology annotation, biological process: regulation of DNA-templated transcription. NCBI's taxonomy places the organism in Eukaryota, Metazoa, Chordata, Mammalia, Artiodactyla, Camelidae. The record is from RefSeq and is a predicted model, not a curated record. Bases 191 to 436 code for a protein of 81 amino acids.
CGCGGACGCUGACACGAGCAAACCCGACCGCCCGCAGCUGGGACCGCGCGGCUCCUAACCCGCCGCCCCGUGGACUCCUGGGAGCGCCAGCCACGCGGGAGUGCGCAGGCGCAGUCGACUGAGCCUCGGCUCGGGGACUCUUCCCUUGUCCAAAAGGAGAGCUCAAAAGAGAAGGCAAAUUCUUAAAGCCAUGCCUCAGGGAUCAGUGUCAUUCAAGGAUGUGACUGUGGACUUCACCCAGGAGGAGUGGCAGCAACUGGACUCUGCUCAGAAGGCCCUCUACAGGGAUGUCAUGUUGGAAAACUAUUGUCACUUCGUCUCUGUGGGCUUUCACAUGACUAAGCCCGAUAUGAUCCACAAGUUGGAACAAGGAAAAGAACUAUGGACAACAGGGAGAAUUUUUCCAAGUCGUAGUUACCUAGGUGAGUCUGUAUAGAUAAAGUCCAGUGGACUUAGGUAGUUAACGCCUUUGAAUGUUUUUAGAGAUCUUUUUUUUUUAAUUGAGGUAAAAUACACAUAAAGUUUACCAUCUUAA